Aspergillus costaricaensis CBS 115574 is the source of this 740-nucleotide messenger RNA. Its product is annotated as dienelactone hydrolase family protein. NCBI's taxonomy places the organism in Eukaryota, Fungi, Ascomycota, Eurotiomycetes, Eurotiales, Aspergillaceae. The record is from RefSeq and is a predicted model, not a curated record. The annotation marks the transcript as partial. Gene Ontology annotation, molecular function: hydrolase activity. The transcript has 3 exons.
CAAUGACUUCCAAUGCACCAUCUGAAUGCUGCAUGGCAGGACAUCUGCACGAUGGCAGGGCCAGUGGGGAGAUCCAAGAACUUGCCAACAUCUCGACAUACAUCACCUAUCCACCUGAUCGGUCGACAAAGAAUGCCAUCUUGUUCCUUACUGAUGGCAAUGGCCAUCGCUUCAUCAAUGCCCAUUUGAUGGCGGACCAGGUUGCCGCCCGUGGCUUCCUCGUGGUUAUGCCCGACCUCUUCCACGGUGAUCCCAUCCCAGUCGACUAUGGGGCCGACUUUGAUAUUAUGGGCUGGUACAACCAACACCUGCCACCUAGGGUCGAUCCUAUUGUCGAUGCUAUACUAGGGGAGAUGCGCACUACCCUCGGCUGUCAGCGAGUCGGCGCCGUCGGGUAUUGUUUUGGCGGCAAAUAUGUGUGUCGCUACCUCAAAGCUGGCAAACUAAACGCAGGGUUCGUUGCCCACCCAACCAUGGUGACGGUGGAGGAGCUGGAGGGGGUCGAAGGGCCGUUGAGCAUUGCUGCAGCCAUCGUUGACCCCGUCUUCACCUCUGCCAACCGCCACGAGAGUGAGGGGAUCCUAGCUAGAGUUGGUCUUCCUUUUCAGAUAAACUUAUUCUCUGAUGUAGAGCACGGAUUUGCGGUCCGCUGUAAUCUAGCAGAGCCGCGGCAGAGAUUCGCCAAGGAAGCAGCAUUUGAGCAGGCUGUGGCAUGGUUCGAUCGUUAUGUGAAGGAGUGA